Messenger RNA from Phragmites australis (common reed), 2154 nucleotides. Its product is annotated as probable L-gulonolactone oxidase 6. Gene Ontology annotation, molecular function: FAD binding; D-arabinono-1,4-lactone oxidase activity. Gene Ontology annotation, cellular component: membrane. The coding region runs from base 191 to 1975 and encodes 594 amino acids. NCBI's taxonomy places the organism in Eukaryota, Viridiplantae, Streptophyta, Magnoliopsida, Poales, Poaceae. The transcript is spliced from 3 exons. The record is from RefSeq and is a predicted model, not a curated record.
GAAGCAGCAAUGUUUGUAUCAAAUGCGAGCUGAGGACACAUCCUUGCCAUCCAAUAUUCCAAUAGAACCAUUGCAGAUAUGUGCAGUCGCAAUUACAAAACUGGAUAAUGUCACAAGAGCACUACUGUGAUCAGUGAGCCACACGCACAUGGAGAGAGACCUCUAAGUCUCAGACAACCUCUACUGUACAAUGAAAGAGGCAAGAGCAACAAAGUGCACCGUGGUCCAUGGCCUCGUCAUCGUUGUCACUGUCGCCGUGGAAUGCCUCCUCGCCAGCGGCAGCCCCCCAGCGGACCCGAUCCGGUGCGCCUCGAGCACGGCCGGCUGCACCGUGACCAACGCGUACGGCGCGUUCCCCGACCGCUCCACGUGCCACGCCGCGCGCGUCGCGUACCCGGCGUCCGAGCGGGAGCUCCUCCGCGUAGUGGCGGACGCCGCGGCGUCCAGGACCAAGAUGAAGGUGGCCACGCGGUACUCCCACAGCGUGCCCAAGCUGGCCUGCCCCGGCGGCGACCGCGGCCUGAUCAUCAGCACCAACGCGCUGAACCGCGUCGUCUGCGUGGACGCCGAGAAGAUGGCGAUUACGGUCGAGAGCGGCGUGACGCUGAUGGAGCUCGUCAACGCCGCAGCGGAGGCCGGCCUCGCGCUGCCGCACUCGCCGUACUGGUUGGGCGUCACGGUCGGGGGGCUGCUGUCGACGGGCGCGCACGGGAGCUCGGUGUGGGGUAAGGGUGCCGCCGUGCACGAGUACGUCGUCGGCAUGAGGGUCGUCACGCCAGCUCCGGCGGGCGAGGGGUACGCCAAGGUCCGAGUGGUCAACGCCGGCGACCCGGAGCUGGACGCGGUUAAGGUGUCAAUCGGAGUGCUCGGUGUCGUCUCCCAGGUCACUCUGGUACUGCAACCGAUGUUCAAGCGCUCGGUCAGGUUCGAGAAGCGUGACGACUCCGACCUGGCGAAACGUGUCUUGGCCUUCGCCAGCGAGCACGAGUUCGCCGACAUCCUCUGGUACCCCGGCCAUGGCAAGGCCGUCUACCGCAUCGACGACCGCGUGCCCGUCAACACGUCCGGCGACGGCGUCUACGACUUCAUCGGCUUCCGGCCUAUCCCCACGCUCGCAAUCCAGGCCGAUAGGCUCGCCGAGGUUAGCGUGGAAGCCACAAGGAAUUCCGGCGCCAGGUGCCUCAACGCGGCGGCGACGAGAGCCAUCCUCUCCGCCGGCAACUACGGCUUGAUGAAGCACGGCCUGCUGUUGCCCUUCCCCGGCAGGCCGGUCGUCGGCUUCCAGAACCGCAUCCAGUCUUCGGGUCACUGCCUCACCGGCCCCGACGACGCCCUAUUCACCGCCUGCCCCUGGGACCCGCGCGUGUCGCACGGCACGUUCUACUUCCAGGCCGGCAUCAGCGUGCCCCUGUCCAAGGCGACGGCCUUCAUCCGCGACGUGCAGCGGCUCCGCGACUUGAACCCCGACGCGCUCUGCGGCGUCGAGGUGUACAACGGCAUCCUCAUGCGGUACGUCAAGGCCUCGACGGCGCACCUGGGCAAGGUGGAGGACAGCGUGGACUUCGACCUGACGUACUACCGGAGCCGCGACCCGGCGGCGCCGCGGUUGCACGAGGACGUGCUGGAGGAGAUCGAGCAGAUGGCGCUGCGCAAGUACGGGGGGCUGCCGCACUGGGGCAAGAACCAGAACGCGGCCUUCGAGGGCGCCAUCGGCAAGUACGGCGCCGCGCGCGUGGCGGCGUUCAUGGCCGUGAAGCGGGCGUACGACCCCAACAGCUUGUUCUCCAGCGAGUGGAGCGACCAGGUGCUCGGUGUCGUCGGCGGCGGCGUGAGCCUGGUGAGGGACGGGUGCGCGCUCGAGGGGCUGUGCGUGUGCUCCCGGGACGCGCACUGCGCCCCGAGCAGGGGCUACUUCUGCCGGCCGGGCAGGGUGUACAAGGAGGCCAGGGUGUGCCGGCGCGACGACGAUUUUUAAGCAUGGCUCGCUCGCUAUCGAACGUGCCAAAUUUGGCAGAGUUAAUUCCUGUUAAUUAUAUCACUGCUCCUACGCACUUGCUAAGUUGCAUACAGAUUCUUAUUUGUUUUCACAAUUUCUUUACAAAAACAUGUCAAGAUUAUUGAAAUAAAUUAUUCUGGUACGUCAUGAAUAUUUCA